AUGCGCAGCCGAUCGGCAAUGUGUACCGAAGGCCCACGCGGGGCGCAGUGGGCGUCGCGGCCUAAACGCACAGGUCCCGAGUUAUCAGGCAAGAGAGGCAGAGGCGAGUGGGCGAUCUACGCUACGUCACUAGCCAUGACUCAGACGGUGACGUCCGUUUUGAGUCACGGCCCAUCUCGCGCUAUCCCACCAAUGUCUCCUACUCGGGCGCUGUCGCGGGGAGAGACCAGCUGCCAGUUGGAAAUUCGCUCAGCCCCCGUCAACGCUACGGAAAUCGAGCCAGCAACGUUAUUUUUUAAAGGGAAU
Iphiclides podalirius (scarce swallowtail) is the source of this 306-nucleotide messenger RNA. Lineage: Eukaryota; Metazoa; Arthropoda; Insecta; Lepidoptera; Papilionidae. The record is from the annotation of a GenBank genome assembly.